Phoenix dactylifera (date palm) is the source of this 4865-nucleotide messenger RNA. The record is from RefSeq and is a predicted model, not a curated record. NCBI's taxonomy places the organism in Eukaryota, Viridiplantae, Streptophyta, Magnoliopsida, Arecales, Arecaceae.
GUGUUCUUCGAUUUGUAGAGCGAUUAGCUGUUGGUUUUUCCGUUAGGGUUCAAGAUUCUCGGUCCUUCUGAUGCUUUCUUUUCUGUCUCUUGAUCGAAUAGAUCUUCCUUUCCCUCCGUCUAUUUGGUAGUAGACGCUUCUUUCCACCGAAAUUUCUUCCGGGUUCUGUGGAUUUCUGUGAUCUUUUUUCUUCGUAAAGCGACUUCUAUGCAACUAGACCUAGCAGCAGUGCCCCACUUGACGUCAAUCGCCUCUUUGAGGAAGUCUAGGGGGAAUGCCUGUUACUUGUAAAAUCUCGUCAGGAGAUAUAAGCUUUUCAAAAUUUAUUUAUUUAUUUAACACAGAUGCAUGGGAGAUGUAAAAAUAAAGAAUGAUAGCAGAAACAACACUGCUGGCAACAAAUGUACAAUAUCAUCAGCUAGUAGUACAUGAAUAUUUAUAAAAAAGUCAUGAAUAAAUUGUAAAACUUGUAUAUAUUUGAUGAAUAAUUGAUUAAGUUUGAAUUGAUCGACUAUUCAUGAAAUAUGCAAGACUGAGCAUAAAAUCAAUAAUAAUUCAAGAAAUUUUCAAUAAUCAAGAGAAAAUUUUUCUGAUGCUUACCAUGAUCAUAUGCAUGGAGGUUGGAGUCUGAGCAAAUACUGAUUUGAUAGCGUUAAAAAUAUUGAGUUAUCAAAAAAAUAUUAUUGUUAUUGAAAAAUAGGAAAUAGUUUAUGCCACCAUGUAUGACAAUCAUAAUGCAUAGACCGGACGGUUGAUCGGCCUGUGCCGGAUCUCAUCCAACAACUUAUGCCCCCAGUUUAUGUCAGCCACAUCUAGGGACCGUAAUAAGUGAUGGCAAAAAUCAUUUCAUGAAAAUGUCAUUCAUGUUCUAAGUCAUUUCAAGAUGAUAUUAUCAAUUAAGAGUGGUAAUUGAUUGCUCGGUCAGUGAAAUACUAUCGCAUUGAUUUUUUUUUUUUCAUGGUAGAAGGUUGUUGACAUGAUAGUUGCAAGACUAUUUAUUGUUGAUCUCAUGACAACUAGACCUUCGAGUGCCUUUUUGUGAUUUGUUUUUUGCUACAAAUUUUUUGUUUGCAGUAAAAUUAUUAGUAAAUAUAAUCUGCCAACCUUGGAUUGCCUGUGACUCCAAAACAAAACUCUUGGACCCUGAACCACUAUUAGUAAAACAAACCAUCUAAUGAGCCUGUAGCAAUUGAUGAUUUUUCAAAAUUCAUAUUGGUAUUACCUUCUAUAUUUUUCUCUUGUAUAUGAGCCAUAUCUAGGUAUUCUCAAACUUCAAGUCAUUUUUCAGAAUUUGUGAGGGUUGAAACUUAAAAUCUCUCCCCACAAGUAAGGUCCAAUUAAUGCAGCAAUCAACAACAUUCUGCCAUUAUCAACAUUCUCAUCUACCUUUUUGAUGUAUUUACAUUAUGUCUACACAUGUUUCCAUUUAUGAACUGCAAAUGACCUAAUCCAAAUCAAUGAGAAUUCAAACCUAAAGUCUCUCCUCAAGGUAAGCACCAAAAGGAGAGUAGUGCCAAAUGUGAAACUUAAACUUCCGUUAGCAUGAUGGUUGAUAUUUUUCGCGCCAUUUUGUGCUAAACCAUUUUUGUCUACUUCUAUAUAUAUAUAUAUACACACACUACAUCUACACAUAUUUCUGGUCUUAUACUUCAAAUAAUCUAUCCUAAUCCUUGAGAAUUUAAACCUUGAACCUCCCUCUGGUGUACUUGGCGAAAAAAGUAGUACCAACCACCAAAUUUAAAAUCUUGUUAGUAUAACACUUAACAGCUUCCGUACCAUUUUAUAUUACUAUGAAAAUUCGAACCUCGAACUCUGGUGCCAAGAAAAAUUGUACCAACAACCAAAUUUAAAGUCCUAUUAAUAUGACAGGUAACAAUUUUCGCGCCAUUUCACAUUAAACACUGAAGAUUUUUUCAUGCAUUUGCACUAUGGCCACAUCUUGCUAUCAGAAACUUCAACUUACUAACCUCUUUCGAAGAUGAGAUGGAUGAUGACUGUGAGACCAUGAUUGGUGUCUUGUACUUUUAUAAUAAGCUUUGUAGUUAUAGUAAAUAUUAAAUUUUUGCCAAAAAAAUAACAUGUACUUUCUUUUUUACAUUUUUGGCCAAUAUUUUGAAAUAUUAGUCCAUUGUAUGCAAAUAUCGGUGCCGAUAUGGUACAUAUAGAUUUCUGAAGCCUUUAAUCCCAAAUAAAACCGUUAUUCCGAUUAUAUUUCGUACCGGACGGCCACCGGAGUAGCCGACAUAUCGACCGUUUGAAUACUUCAUUUUCCCUGCCACCAAAUAAUUUGUCUUUGCUCUUCCCAAUUCCUCUUUCCAUUUCCUGCCCUUUUUCCCUCAGCCGUGUUAGAAACCCUAGCUAUUCCUUCUUGUUCCUCCUCGGGAGAUUCGAAGAAAGGGGCAUCGGAGAACGAAUCGAGAGCCCCAGGUGCUCUGUGAUGCCAUUUUGGAAGAUUUCUUGCAGGUGAAGAGAGGGCUUGCCUCGACUUGUUUCUUGUUAUUGUUUGGAAAGAUCGUUGAUCAUGGCAGACUUGGAGAACCUGCUGUUGGAGGCAGCAGGAAGAAUGGGCGCAUCCGGGAGGAAGAACAGCCACUCUCGUCCUCAGUCAAGAUGGCGAAGGGAAGGCUCGUUUUCUGAUGGAAGUGAUUCCAAGGACGACGAUUCUGAUAGCCCUAGGUAUAAUAAAAGAAAAUCGGCAGGCUCUCAGGUCCCUCUUAAGAAGAGGCUCGACCCUCCUGAGAAAGACAAGAGGAGUGGCUGGGGGGAUGAUGAUGAUGAUGACAGGCACAGCAGUGAUGAGUCUGACAGCGCUCCAUCGGUUGGCAGUGAUCUUUACAGGGAUGAGGCAGAUAAGGAGGAACUGGGGAAGAUGUCUGAGUUGGACCGGGAGUUGAUACUAGCAGAGCGGAGCACGAAGAUAGAUGAUUACAAAUUGAAGAAAAUGGCGAGAGCAUCAUCGAAGAUUGAUAAGUCCCGAAAAGUGAGCCCUCCCCCUCUGCCAUACCGCAGCCGCUCAUCAGUCCGCACUGAUAGGACAGCCGCCAAAAGUGCCUUGAAUGAGCUGAGGGCCAAACGGAUGAGACAGCAAGAUCCAGAGGGUUAUCGUAGUAGAUUCAAGGAUGCAGCUGGAGAGGGAGGUGGUGCUGGUGCUGGUAAUCAGGAUUCAUCUCCUUCCAAACAUAGGUUAGCAGCCAGUCCUCCUAGUGACUUGAGCAAUGAACGUGAAAAUGGAGGCAGAACGGAUAGUGAGGAUGAGAGGUUCCCAGGGAACAACAAAAUUGAGGAUGAUUUAUUAGAUGAUUCGCCAUCUAGAUUGGAUCCACUGAAGUUUGAGGAUAUCAAAGAUAUAACGAUUCGGAGGUCAAAGCUGACUAAGUGGUUCAGAGAACCUUUCUUUGAAGAGCUCAUUGUUGGGUGCUUUGUAAGAGUCCAGGUUGGGUCUCGAUCUGGUGCCAGAUAUAAGUUGUGCUUAGUUCGAAAUGUUGAUGCAAGCGACUCUAGCAGACAGUACAGGCUGGAGCAUUAUACAACUUGUAAGUUGCUGCACUUGACAUGGGGUAAUAUGUCAGAGAGGUACGAGAUGGCUUACAUUUCAGACUCUCCAGCUCUUGAGAAGGAGUUUAAGGAAUGGCAACAUGAGGUUGAGAAGAGUGGUGGUCAGAUGCCAACUCGUCAGGAUGUGCAUGAUAAGAAGGAGGCUAUUCAGAAGAUCAACAGCUUCAUCUAUUCAGCAGCCACUGUGAAGCAGAUGCUGCAAGAGAAGAAGUCGGCCUUGGCAAGGCCAGUCAAUGUAGCAGCUGAGAAGGAUCGGUUGAGGAAGGAGAUGGAGGUGGCGGAGAGUCGGCGGGAUGAGGCAGAAGUGGAAAGGAUUCGGGCAAGGCUGAAGGAGUUAGAGGAAAUGUCGAGGCAAGCAGAACAGAAGGAUUUAAAAGCUGUAAGAUUGGCUGAGAUGAAUAGGAAGAACCGGGCCGAGAACUUUAAGAAUGCCUCGGAGUUGAAGGCAGUCAACACAAGAUUAAAGGCUGGGGAGACAGGUUAUGAUCCUUUUUCUAGGAGAUGGACUAGGUCAAGGAAUUAUUAUGUGUCAAAGCCUGGGGGAGAUGGGAAUGCAGUAGCUGCAAAUGGGGAUAAUGGGAGAGCAACAAUGGGUGAUGGAGACGCAGUUGCAGUGGGGCUGCUGAAUGGGGUCGAAGCUGGUGUGGCAGCCACUGCUGCAGCUCAGGAGGCGGCAGCAGGUGCAGGGAAGUUGGUAGACACGAGUGCACCAGUUGAUCAUGGGACGGAAUCAAACACACUGCAUGAUUUUGAGUUGCCAAUCUCUUUGGCUGCUCUACAGAAGUUCGGGGGCCCUCAAGCUGGGCAUUUUAAUUUUAUGUCAAGGAAGCAGAAGAUAGAAGCAACGACUGGAUGCAAAGUUCCAGACAAUGAUGGGCGGCGGCAUGCUUUGGCUUUGACGGUUAGUGACUACAAGAGACGGAGGGGUCUGCUUUGAAUUACUGCUUCAGAUGGGUUUCAGUCUAUCAUGUCUGAUUGGAACUUCUUUGGUUCCAUUUUGGUGUCAUGAUUAGCUCUCUUUCUCUCACGCCCACAUCUUUCCUUCUGCUUCCCCUUGCUGACUUUCAAAAAUUGACUAUUGGAGUUUAUGUUGCUUUCAUGAAAGAUAUUAGUUACUUUAUAAUUUUUUUUUGAAAUUAGGAUUUAUGUUCCGAUUAUGUUGAACAACACCUCUUGGACAGUGUUUCUUGUUUAAUUCAUCAUCAUAGUUGGAUCCCUGAUUUUAGAUGUGCGAGUAUCCUUGUCAGCCACUGAAACCCAUCCAAAGUCCAAACUCGAUAGCAAUUAAUUUGUGCAUGAACUUGUCUUUA